This is a messenger RNA of Gastrolobium bilobum, 330 nucleotides long. RefSeq lists its product as uncharacterized. NCBI's taxonomy places the organism in Eukaryota, Viridiplantae, Streptophyta, Magnoliopsida, Fabales, Fabaceae. The transcript is spliced from 2 exons. The record is from RefSeq and is a predicted model, not a curated record. The coding region runs from base 1 to 330 and encodes 109 amino acids.
AUGUCACAAGAAAGCAAAAACAUGAGAAUCUUUAUAUGGCUGUUUGUGUCUUCUGGUUUUUUCACCUUCAUGUCAAGCUUCUCAGCUCUAGACACUGUUACUCCUCAUCAACUUAUCAAAUUAGUUUCGGCAGGAGGGACCUUUGAACUGGGAUUCUUCAGCCCUGGUAGUACUGUUUGGUCUUCAAAUGCGUUAGCAACUGCAGAAGAUGCAUAUGCACAGCUUCUUGCCUCUGGAAAUCUUGUGGUGAGAGACUCCAAUGGUAGAAACCAGAAUCCUAUUUGUAGCAGAGUUUUGAUUAUCAUUGUGACACUUACCUACAAAGAAUGA